AUCCCAUUCGAGAUAAAGUGGAGGGAUUUCUGUGUAUGUGUGUGUGUGUGCAGUGUUGCGACCAAGCCAAGCUAACAAGCUAGCAGAGCAAAGAUAACUUAUCUGAAACUAACCUGCUCCUCUUCACAAACAAGUCAGCUCUGAGGGACUCUCAGAAUGGAUUUAGAAGAUGACACUACCGUGUUAACAACCCUGAAGUCCUUCAAUUCGUUCAUCAGCCGCCCUGAACAUCCACAGCGGCCGUCAGAUCACUCAGCAGGGAGUGGAAACCUGCAGACACAGUACAAACGCAGUAUGGAGCUGUUGGAAGCAGCAGACAGGGUUCACUCAAAGAAUCGCUACCUUCAGUUGGACCAGGAGAAGAAGCAGAUGGAGCUGAGUCACAAACGAGCUCGAUUUGAACUAGAGAAGGUUGCUUCUGACAGCGCACGAGACUUGGAGCAUGAGGUUGACCGGAACCAGGAACUCUUGGGACGAAUUAAGAAGCUGGAGGAGAGGGAGACUGAGGCAGCUAAGAAGCUAUCAGAACAGGUGGAGGCGAAUUGUGCUCUGCGUAAGAAUCUGGGGGGCCUGAACAAGAAACUGGAGGAGCGAGAUUCUAGACUUAGCACCGCUAACCAGGCCAUCAGUUCUUUGAAGGAUGAGAUCAGAGAGAUGAAACAGAAGACUCAAAACAAAGACUCGACAAUUUCUACUCAAACCCUGGAAAACCAGGAACUGCAGGAACAGCUCGAUUUACAACGCAGGAAGUAUCAGGAAGUCUCUCAGCUUUGCCAAAGUCUCCAAGCUGCCCAGUCCUCCUGCUCAGAGCACAUCAUCAAGAUUAAGGAGUUGGAGACGCGUCUUGCCUUCCAGGAGCAAGACAUCGCCAUUGUGAAGACUGUUAAGUCAGAGGUGGCCAGGGUUCCAGAUCUGGAGAAAGAGUUGAAGCGUCUCAGAGAUGAUAAUGCCUUUCUCAGGGAGAGCAGAGAGAAUUGCAGUCUGCUGAAAGAGGAGGUAGAGGGGCUGAGGAGGAAGCUGGAGAGGAUGGAGAAAACCAAAGAAGAAUUGGUCAAUAUGGAACUGGAGAAAGAAAGGCUGGCUGAGAAGCUUCAAUCCUGGGAGAACUUGGGACAAUCUACUGGACUUAACAUAAGGAAACCAGAGGAUCUGUCCAGGGAGGUGAUUCAGAUCCAGCAGAGAGAAAUUGCUCUGAAAGAGCAGAACUACACACUCAACAGCCGUGUGAGGAGUGUGGAGCGCUUGCAGGCCGACCUCCGUGCAGAGGUGUCCCAGCAGCGCAGCAAGACUCUGGAGGAGCAGAAGAAGAGGGAGAUGCAGGAUGCUCUGGUCCGUCGACUACAGAAGAGAGUGUUGCUAUUAACAAAGGAGCGUGAUGGAAUGCGGGCUAUACUAGAGUCCUAUGACAGCGAGCUGGCGCCUACCGAGUACUCUCCUCAACUCAGCAAACGACUCAGGGAGGCAGAGGACAUACUGCAGAAGACGCAGAACCACAAUGCGGAGAUGGAGUCCCAGCUGACCAAAGCACAAGAAGAGACAGGGACGCUCAAACUGCAGCUACAAACGGUGGAGCUGGAGAUGGAGGCUCUAAAGAAGCAGCAGGCCUCCGCUGCUGACAGCAGCUCUUUAGCCACCAAAGAAGAGGUCAGCAUACUCAGACAAAAAAUUGAAGAUUUAGAGGCAGAGCGGCAGCGUUUGGAGGAGCAGAACAACAUCCUGGAGAUGAGACUGGAGAGAAACAAUCUACAGGGAGACUAUGAUCCAGUCAAAACCAGAGUUCUUCACCUCAAAAUGAACCCCACUUCUGUUGCCAAGCAACAGCGCCAGCAGGAAGUGGAAUCUCUCCGGGAGGAAGUGACGCAUCUCAGGGAGCUUGUGCGCUCGCUGCAGGAUGGAGGCGCUCUGGUCCACUCUCAGGACGACUCCAGCAUGCACAGCUCCAGCCUCGGCCUCAGUUUGCCGCCAUCGAAGGAGGUGCAAGAUUUACGUAAGCAGAUGGAGAGCUCUGAGCUCAGGAACCAGAGACUGAAGGAGGUGUUUCAGAGAAAAAUCCAGGAGUUCCGUACAGUCUGCUACGUCCUGACCGGCUAUCAGAUCGAUAUCACCACUGAGAACCAAUACAGGCUCACCUCGGUGUACGCAGAGCACAUGGACGACUCCCUGCUCUUCAAAAAGGGCUCCAAUGGAAGCAUGCAGCUCAUGGAGACAGAGUUCUCCAAAACUCUGGGAGAGAUGGUGGCCCUUCAUCUGCAUCACCAGAAGAGCAUCCCAGCAUUCCUCUCUGCGGUGACCCUCGACCUCUUCAGCAGACAAACCACCAUCUGAAGUAAUCCGACACCAACUCAGACACGGGGGCUGUAAAGUCUAAAAUUGGGAUUAGUUUGAUUUUAAUUGUAUAUCUUUUUUUUGUUCCCUUCCUUUUCUCCUGUCUCGUAAGAUAUUCACAAAGUGCUGAAAAUGUCCCGCUACUCAACAGCUCUGACAUGAGUAGUGCAGUCAGUGCCGUGUUGUGGAGGACGAACACUUUGUUUGAAGGAAUACUUCCAUCUUGCAUUUAAAAGGCUUCGAAAACUUAUUUGUACACUGAAUAUUUCAUCAAUGAGUCUUUGAGAAAUACAUUUUUUCCUAACAGGGACAAAGUUGUCAUGAAAAUGUCACACAAAAGCCGCUGAUAUUUGGAUGUGGAGUGUUUUUUUUUUAUAGUGGGAGUUUAAUGUACACUUCCCACUGAGUUUAAUACACACUGUGUGGAGCAUUAGAAACAUUUGUGUGGCUCUGUGGAUCUGCAGUAGAUGUGUUCUGUGUGGUCUUUACCAAGGCUGAGUCUUUGUUGACUCUUUUAUUCUGCCUUUUGUGUCCUCUCUCUAGGGGCGUUAUAUAAAAGGUUGUGGCUACAACUAGUCUGAGUCAAUCCAAAGACUGCUGAAGAAAUCCAUUUUAAUACAAGAGCAGUGGCUUCUAUUAUUAUUUUUCAGUCUUCUUCUAUCAAAAUCUUAGGUGAGUUUUCAUCAGUGUCUGAUUUUAGUUAUGCCACAGAUAUUGUCUCUCGCUUCUCUCUCUCUCUCUGGAUCUUCUGUAAGAAGAAGCAGUGAGGGAGAAGGUGAAACAUUUCAGAGGAAAAUACAGAGACUUGACUUCCUCCGACCACAUUCAAAAUACGCACUUAGAAAAAAAAAUGUAAUAUUUGAUCUGUAAUAAUCUCACUAAAUUUCACAGUAAGUGCAACAGGCUGUGCUGUGUCCUCAAACAGGGUGCGCUUGUGUAUUGCUGUCAGGCCUCUCAUCGUUCUCUCUUAACAACAAAAUGGAGAAAACUGAACAAACAAUCAUGGCACAAAACUGUUUGAACAGUAAUAUGAUGAAUCAUUUUGAAUAUCAUACACAGAGCAAUCAUGCGUUUUUCAUUUUAUAAAUGCGAGUGCUUUACAGGGAGAUGACCACAACGAGAAAUCUGAAUCCCCUGUUACAUCGUCACUCCACUGAGGCGGUGGAGUCUCUGUGAAUACAGGAAAACACACGGUGUUUAGGAUUAGGCUGUGUUGGUUGGUUUGAAUUAAUUCCAACAAAUUACAAGUUGGUUUUCUCUUUUCUUUCUUAUUUUUUUGGGCAUUUUGUAUUUAUUGGACAGGGGACAACAUAGAGAGAGAGAGGAAACAAGAACCUUGAACAUUGAGGUCUUUUUUAUACUUAAAAAAAAAAAAAAAAUUUAAAGUCACAGUUCCGCUAUAUAUCUAUCUAUUUUUUUUUUUUUUAAUCACAGGGCUUUAUAUGGUAUACACUUUAUUUUUCCACUGCUCAUCUGCUUCAUAAAAAUGUUAUUAGACAUUGGUGUGCCAUCAUGAAGUGCUGAUGGGACAAAUAAAGCCCACACAUGGAAAACACCAGGGAUGCUUUUAAUGUUUGAAAUUCAAACAUUAGUUAGAAACUCUUUUGAAAUUCUCCGAAAAAUGCAUUUAUAUGUCUUUGGAUAUCAAUUUUAUUUUAACGAACUAUGAAUUAUUCCUGUUAGGAUUUAGUUAACGAUCUUGCCUGUGUGUAUUUCCGUGAGCACAAAACACGAGACAAGUAGAGGGAAAUUUCUUGGCAGCAAUAAAGAGAAAUGGCAGAAAUAAACAUGGCGUGAAGAGGGAAGCAAGGGAGCAAUCCAAUAAAACUGAGAAACGAAAGGAAGUGAACUGAGAAUAAAGCCACUUAUCACAGCAACAAUAUAAGAACUCCAGCUGGUGCAGCCAUAUGUCUCAUGAGGAAACAUAUUCUCCUGUACAGUACAUGCCACAUACUGUCCUUUGGUUCUUUUUUUCCUCAGCCUUUCACUUUAACAACACAGCACAUCUACUGCACACUCGACAGCUCUCACCUGUAGGUCAUAUUGAAGAGGGUUUCACAUAAGCUGUGUAACACAUACAGUGGUGCAGCAGACGUUGUUUUCCUUCAGCAGUGUGAGUUGCACUUUGGUUUUUAUAAUCCCCAUCCCAUAAAAUUACUGUACCCCCUUUUCUGUUUUAAAGAUUGAAUGCAAAUGUUAAUCAAUAAAGCAUAUGACUGUGACUCUUGAAA
This is a messenger RNA of Seriola aureovittata, 4556 nucleotides long. It is a transcript of the gene mad1l1, whose product is annotated as mitotic arrest deficient 1 like 1. The coding region runs from base 157 to 2325 and encodes 722 amino acids. The record is from RefSeq and is a predicted model, not a curated record. Gene Ontology annotation, cellular component: mitotic spindle; kinetochore; nuclear envelope. Lineage: Eukaryota; Metazoa; Chordata; Actinopteri; Carangiformes; Carangidae. Gene Ontology annotation, biological process: attachment of mitotic spindle microtubules to kinetochore; mitotic spindle assembly checkpoint signaling. The transcript is spliced from 18 exons.